This is a messenger RNA of Malania oleifera, 1302 nucleotides long. RefSeq names its product peroxidase 19. The transcript has 3 exons. Gene Ontology annotation, biological process: response to oxidative stress; hydrogen peroxide catabolic process. The record is from RefSeq and is a predicted model, not a curated record. Lineage: Eukaryota; Viridiplantae; Streptophyta; Magnoliopsida; Santalales; Ximeniaceae. The coding region runs from base 135 to 1199 and encodes 354 amino acids. Gene Ontology annotation, molecular function: peroxidase activity; heme binding.
CAUUCACGGGUCCUAACUCAUCCCGAUCGAUCUUCCACACCCACAUUAAUUUAUACAUAUGUAGAUUUAUAACACUAUUACUUCUUUUGUCCUGAGCUAGCUGCAGCCCCAUCGAUGAUCCAUAUACGUUAAUCAUGUCCACUGCCCCACCUCCCUCUUCCUCUUCUUCUUCUUCCGUUUUCGUCACAGGCUUACUCAUCCUCCUCCUAGUCCUGCGCUCCUCCAACUGCUCCGCUGCCAGCACCACCGUCAGCCGCCCCCGCCAACUCUCCACCGACUACUACGCCAAGUCCUGCCCUCACCUGGAGCAGCUCGUCGGCUCCGUCACCUCCCAGCAGUUCAAAGAGGCUCCCGUUUCCGCUCCAGCCACCAUUCGCCUCUUCUUCCACGACUGCUUCGUUGAGGGUUGCGAUGGAUCGAUAUUGAUAGCUUCGGGGGCCGGCAACGGAGGAGGGAAGGCGGAGAGGGAUGCGGAGGAGAACAAGGACCUGGCGGCAGAGGGGUUUGAUACCAUACAGAAGGCAAAGGCGGUGGCGGAGAGCAAUUGCCCCGGGGUGGUCUCCUGUGCCGACAUUCUCGCCAUUGCUGCCAGAGAUUUUGUCCACUUGCACUCAUUGCAGGCAGGGGGUCCUUACUACGAAGUGAAGAAAGGGAGGUGGGACGGAAAUAUAUCAAUGGCAUCCAGAGUGAGCUCCAAUCUCCCCCACCCAAACUCCACCAUGGCCGACCUCCUCAACCUCUUCUCAUCCAAAGGCUUGUCCAUCGACGACCUUAUUGUCCUCUCCGGCGCCCACUCUAUCGGCUUCGCCCACUGCGCCCACUUUCUCAGCCGCCUCUACAACUUUCGCGGCACCAAAAGCCCCGACCCCGCCGUCGACCCACGCCUCCUCAAGGCCCUCCGGAUGUCCUGCCCGGAGUCCGGCGGAAACCCCGACGUGCUGGUGCCGUUCGAUGUCACCACCCCCUUCUCCUUCGACAACGCCUACUACAGUAAUCUGGAGGACAACCUGGGGCUACUGGCCACGGACCAAGCAUUGUUCUUGGACCAGAGGAGCAGGGCGCUGGUUCAGGCUUUUGCCAAGGAUAAGCACCAGUUCUUCCAAGCUUUCUCGGUGGCUAUGGACAAAAUGGGUUCCAUAGGGGUGAAGAGCGGGAGGCUGCAUGGGGAGAUGAGGAGAGACUGUAGCAUGCACACGUGAUUAAUUCCAUUCUUGUGCAUGCUGCCUAAAUUAAUUAUGAGAAAGUUUCAUACUUACUCUCAAAUUUUGUUUCUUGCUAUAUUUUUUUUAAAGGUAAAUUCAU